Messenger RNA from Bipolaris victoriae FI3, 1728 nucleotides. RefSeq lists its product as hypothetical. The transcript is spliced from 3 exons. The coding region runs from base 1 to 1728 and encodes 575 amino acids. The record is from RefSeq and is a predicted model, not a curated record. Lineage: Eukaryota; Fungi; Ascomycota; Dothideomycetes; Pleosporales; Pleosporaceae.
AUGUCAGCUCGUCCCAACUCCUGGCCAAUCCGCCAUCAUACUCUGCUUCCAGCUCUUCUGUCUUCGAUUGCUGACCAGUACCCUUCUCUUUAUUAUGCCUGGUUUCCGCGUGAUCCCGAUGAUAUAUCGAAAGGAUAUCGCAGGUUCACAUUUGCAGAGGUAGCUAAUGCCGUCAAUGCGUUUGCGUGGUGGAUCGACCAAAACGUAGGGAAGCUAGCAGAGGAGCAAAAGAAUGGAAAUAAGACAUUGGUAUACAUGGGGCCAAACGAUAUCCGGUAUGCAGUGUUAUGUCUAGGGAGUGUAGUUGCUGGAUACAAAAUGCUCUUCCCUUCGCCACGGUAUGGAUCUGAAGCCUUGGGAAAGUUGAUCGAAACCAUAGAUGCGAAAGUCCUGCUGAGCCCCGAGACGCCGUAUCCUGUCGAAGCAGAGAUCUUAGAGAAGAGCAAAGGUGGGAUAACAAAACUUCAAGCACCAAGUGUGGAUCAGCUGUUCGCAGAGAGAGUAGCAGCAUAUCCUUUUACCAAGACGUUUGCGACUUGUAAAGACGAGCCUGCGAUAUGUGUACAUACAUCCGGCACAACGGGAUUUCCUAAGCCAGUACUGUGGACACACGACUGGAUUGCAAGUCAAUCGCAGACACUCAACCUCCCAUUACCAGCCGGUUUUACCCGUCAUGACUAUCAUAUACGCUACCAAAAUGAUCAGCGAGGGCGAUUACUGGUGACUGGUCCUCCCUUUCAUGCAAGCGGAAUCUUUAAUAUGGUUCUGUACCCUUUGCUAUUGGGCACAAAACCCAUCUAUUCGCAACCGGGAGCAACACCAGAAGCAAACGUGGAUCGUACCAUAGCGGCUCUAGAAUUUCUGCACACAGAGAGAACAGUUACGAGCGGAAGUGCGACUGAGACAUCGCAGAAGGUGGUAGAUUGUGUGUCGGUGAUGCCGACGUUUAUAGAGUAUGUGGCCAAGCACCCUGCGAAACUCGAUCAGAUUGUCCAAAGGAGCCACUCGUUGCGAUAUGGCGGCGGAAGUGUAUCUCGCACAGCUGGCGACAUCAUAGUAGACAGAACACAUCUAGUCUGUGGAAUUGGGUCCACCGAGCAAGGCAUUUGGCCCACCAUCCUGCGAACCGACGAUGAUAUGAAACUUGAUGGAAGAUGGGAAUAUGUGACUCCCCACCCGGCACUUAACUUGCAAUUCCGCCCUGUUUCCGAGGAUGCUGGUCAAACAGUGUACGAAGCCGUUAUGGUGCGAAACAACGGUGAGGACUUGGAUGGAUAUGUGCAACCUUUGUUCAGAUGCUUUCCUGACCUCCAGGAGAAAAGCAUGGGCGACCUAUUCCUAAGAUCUCAAAAAUCUCCGGAUAUGUGGAAACAUCACGGCCGUACAGACGACCUGCUGGUCUUCCUCUCCAACGAAAAGUUCUUCCCUACUGUCGCUGAACAGCGUAUUGCGUCGCACCCUGGUAUCGCUGAAGCUCUGAUUGUAGGGACACGUCGGCCGAAAGCUUCGCUGAUCGUCAGGCUGGAGGAAGGAUUCAAGCUGGAUGAUGUAUGGGAAAGAAUUGAGGAAGUCAACGUGGACUCACCGCUUUACGCACGGGUUACCAAAGACAUGGUUAUCGUUGCGCAAGAGCCUUUCCUGAAGACGGCAAAAGGGAGUGUCAGAAAGGUUGAUAUGCUGGGAAAGUAUUCGAAAGAGUUGGACAAAUUGUACGGUGAAGGAUUCUGA